Messenger RNA from Eutrema salsugineum, 916 nucleotides. RefSeq names its product protein C2-DOMAIN ABA-RELATED 1. The transcript is spliced from 3 exons. Lineage: Eukaryota; Viridiplantae; Streptophyta; Magnoliopsida; Brassicales; Brassicaceae. The record is from RefSeq and is a predicted model, not a curated record. The coding region runs from base 181 to 687 and encodes 168 amino acids.
AUAGCUUUUCUAUGUUCUUACGUCCAAUAAUAAAUAAAUUGUAAUAAAAUAAUUCUUUCUCUCUCUCUUCGUCUAUAUAAAAAUUACAAAAACCUCAUCACUGCUUUCCAAAUUCCCAAAAGCACAGUUUCGUAAACACUCGUAAGAAGAAGAAGAAGAAAGCAAAUUUCGUCAAUUGCAAUGGAGAAUCUAUUGGGUCUUCUCAGAAUUCAUGUGAAGAGAGGUGUGAAUCUCGCCAUUAGAGAUAUCUCCAGCAGCGAUCCUUAUGUCGUUGUUCACUCAGGCAAACAGAAGCUGAAAACCCGUGUGAUCAAACACAGUGUAAACCCUGAGUGGAACGAUGAUUUGACUCUCUCUGUGACUGAUCCAAAUCUCCCUAUCAAACUUACGGUGUACGAUAAGGAUUUGUUCUCGGCGGAUGAUAAGAUGGGAGAAGCAGAGUUUAACAUUGCUACAUAUCUUGAAGCCAUUAAGUUUCGCCAUAAGCUCGAAGGAGGACUGCCCAAUGGAACCAUAAUAAUGAAGAUACAGCCGAGCAGACAAAACUGUCUAUCUGAAGAGAGCCAUAUUGUGUGGAACCAAGGCAAGCUUGUUCAGAACAUGUUCCUUAGACUCCAGCACGUGGAAUGCGGAGAGGUCGAGUUACAGCUUGAGUGGAUCGAUGUCCCCGGUUCAAGGGGUAUUUAAGUCAUUUCAUAUCGAUUGAUUACUAUCCUUAGUCCCCUUGUGCAUACAUGGUUUAGAACUUAGAAGCUGGUCAGUGAAAGAAUCUCAAGCUGGCUUAUGUAAUAAACUCUUAUUUUGGAUUUUUUUGUUCUUAUUUGAGUCCAAAAAGUGUGCAAGUCCAUGAGGAGUAACUUACAAAGUGUAACAUUUGGUUUCCUCUCAUUAAUAAUCUUCUCUCGUUAGCUUUGAA